AUGCCUCUCUCGCCUUCUUCUUCUUCUUCCUCUGACCUUACUGCUACCAUUCAAAAAAACAAUAAGUUGUGUGACGCAGCAGACAUGAUCAUUCCACACACUGAAACGUCUGGCGCCAUGUCACAAUUCCUAUCACAGCCUACAAUACCAAACGAGUUAUUGGUGGCAGACAACAUGAGAACAUUCGACCCUAUGGCACCCACCAACAUUCAUUCCAGAGCAGACAUCGACCGAGAACAGCUAGAGAAACUAUCGCAUAAACCCAAUCGUACAUAUGAAGACAUGCUAUUACAACAAAAGCCAAUGGCUUCCUUUGAUGUGACGAAUAACCAGCAAGAUAUGUUCUCUAGAUACGUAUCACCUACCACCACAUUCGCCAUGCAUACGCAUAAAAAAAGUCAUCCGUAUCAUCCUCUUUUACAGCAACAUGAUAUGGUCCAUUAUUACUACAGUCAACACAAGCGUCCCUAUCACUCAAUGGAAUACGUGCCGCCCUAUAAGAAAUCCAAGUCAAACGCAUCUCAACAUGAGACGUCUUACAUGCAUCAAGACUUGGUAUCUUCACCGCAGCAACAACGAUCUCGUCAAAGUAGCAUGACAGGCCCUUUUGUCGAUGUGAAUGAACUUGCUUCUGAAUCCCAAUCGACCAACGAUGCUGCCUUGAUGUACUGGGUCUUGGAUGGAAGUGAAGAAGCUGCAUUUUAUCAAGUGGGAACACCCCCAAAUAAUGACGAUAAACAACAGCCAAGUCCUGCUCAUCCGACUGAAUUCAAUCCUUCAGUGAGCUUGAGUACAUGGCCUGCUGCGAUGGAAGCUGAGAAUGGCACAGUAACAAAACUUCCUUUACCUCAGCCUUCAAAACCUACCAGCAUGCCACUCAAGAAUUGGUCUGCGCCUACACAGACACGCACUUGGUCCAAGUUUUUUUUUGCGUCUGAAAUGCAAACAUUGCAUUAUCAAACACCUCCUUUGAUUCAUUUUAAUGAGCCUUCUUCUUCACUUUCUAUGGGACUAAAUAUGAUGCCAGAAGAAGAAGAAGAGACGAAAGAAGGAGGUCUUUUUUAUCCUUACCACAAGGGAAUAAAGAAUACAAAAGAAAUGGUGAUGAUGCCUUCGCAACAACAAGAGCAAUCGGAUACAAGUCAAGUUGCCUCUAAAGCAGCAGCGGCGGCAGCAGCAGCAGCUAUUUGGGCAGCAGCAACAGCAGAUACAAACAAACCCGAAAAAAGAAAAAAACCAUACAAGAUCAAUUAA
This is a messenger RNA of Gilbertella persicaria, 1254 nucleotides long. RefSeq lists its product as uncharacterized. The coding region runs from base 1 to 1254 and encodes 417 amino acids. The transcript has a single exon. NCBI's taxonomy places the organism in Eukaryota, Fungi, Mucoromycota, Mucoromycetes, Mucorales, Choanephoraceae. The record is from RefSeq and is a predicted model, not a curated record.